Dalotia coriaria is the source of this 4066-nucleotide messenger RNA. RefSeq names its product centrosomal protein of 135 kDa-like. The coding region runs from base 151 to 3912 and encodes 1253 amino acids. The transcript has 8 exons. Lineage: Eukaryota; Metazoa; Arthropoda; Insecta; Coleoptera; Staphylinidae. The record is from RefSeq and is a predicted model, not a curated record.
ACGUGCGUUUGUGUUUUGUUUGUAUCGUGCGAAGAUGAUUUAAAUCACUCACAAAAUGAAUAUAAUUCAAAUAAUUGUACAGUUUUAACCAGUUGUGAUACGUUUUAACACUGUUUUAUCUAGUUUUAUCUGGAGUGUCUAAAUUUGAAAAUGGAACUUCGAAUUCAAAGCCUCCAACAACAACUUGUUGAUCUUGGUUACCACUAUGCAAUCAAAGGCGAUUCGGUGCUACUGGUCGAAAAACUCGUGGCUGACUUGAUUGAAACCACCGAUAAUUUGCGAAAAUACAUGCAAAUUGCCCAGGAGGCUAUUGAGGAGAGAGAUGCUUUGAAGUUUGGUGCUGAGCCAUACAAGUGUGAUAAUGCUAAAUUGACUCAGCAAUGUAAUGAUUUGCACCUUAAACUUAUAGAUGCAAAAGAAUCACAUGCAAAAGAUGUCAGAGAUUUAAAGAGAACACUGUGUAAAUUGGAAAAAGAAAGGGAAGAAUUCAUUGCAAGCAAUAAGAAACAAAGGGAAAGAAUUAGAGAACUAGAAUUAGAUGCAGUGAGAAAGUCCUCCAGACAUACAUCUUCUUCAAAUAUCUUGCCUUGUUCAACAAAGAAAUCCAAAGAGUUUGAAGCUGCAAUGGCAAUGACAGAGCAAAAAGUUUCCAGUUUGACAAGAGAGGUUUGUAAGUUAAAACAACAACAGUUAGAGUUGUGUGCUAUCAAUGAUGAGCUCAAAUCUAAAUUAACACAUAGAGAGAAAGAGAUUACAAGAUUGAAUAGAAUGUUGGAAGGUGGCAGGCCACUUGAUGCAUUAACAAAUGAAUGUUGCUAUCAAGAAAUUCAAAGGGAAAUGAAAGGCAAGCAAGAGGAGAUUAAAUUCUUACAGACGUCAAAAAGUGAAAUGGAAAUUAAACUUAAAGAUGCCAGGAACAAACAGCAUGAGGCUAUGAAGCAUGCUUUAAGUUUAGCUGAAAGAAACACACAACUGGAAAAAGAAUUGAGGGAUAUUGAUCAAAUGGCACUUACUGUUGAACAAGAGUGUAAUGAUUCUAAGAAAACUUGUGAUGUAAAGAUGAAGAAAAUGCAGGAAAGAUUACAGUCUGCUUUAAUUGAAUUGCAAUCCCUUGAGAAGGAAUUGCAGACGAUGCGAAUUGAAAAAGAGCAGAUGCGUGCAGAUUUAGACGCGGCAAGAAUUGAAAAAAGACAUUUACAAGGCAUUUUGGAGGAUUCUCUUGAAGAUAAAAAGAGUUUAUCGGAUAAAAUUAAUUGUUUUACCAUUAUAGAACAAGAUUUGAACAAAGAAAUUGAUAGAUUGGUGCAACAAACGGCUGAACAAACAAGAACGAUUGCUGAUCUGAAAGGACAACUCAUGGUAAUGAGAUCUAGAGAAUCUAAACUGAUUCCAUUGCCAGUUGAUUCCGAAAAUGAUCAACCAAGAAUGAGAACGUGUCGUAAAAAAUCACCACCAGUAAAAUCUUCCAAACAAAAAGAAAACAAAAAACCGAGUACAAGUAAAUCUCCCUCGCCUACAAGACGUCAAUCUUCAAGAGGAACAAAACCUCCUACAAACACACCGACGUCACCGUGUGCUAACAGUGAUUACGCUGAAUAUGUUGACCGUAUUAAAUCAGAACGAGAUUUUUAUGUUCGUGAAUACAAGGCGCUUCUUGAAAAGAUGCGAAACGGUUCGAAUACUCUUGGUAGAAAUUACAAUUUAAACAUUCAAAACUCACUAGAAAAUUACAACUUAAGAGAAGCGCCACAAAGGGAAAGAGAAGUCAAUGUUGAAAGAGAAACAAAUCAUUUUACAUAUUCUAAUGCGGCAAAUGAUGAAGUUCGAGAGUUGAAGGAACAAGUUUCACAAUUGCGCGUAGAGAGCUUAAAUUUAUCGAAAGAAAAACACAAUUUAUUACAACGGCUAGAAAAUGUGCGUGAUUAUUCCGAUGCUACAGAAUAUUUGACUUUAAAAGCCACUUCUAAGAGAGUUGAGAGGGAAAGGGAUAUUUUAAAAGCUGAUGUUGAUCGUUUGGAAGAGGAACGUGAUAAUAUGAAACACAGAGUUAAAAUUACCAGUGAAAUGCAUGCUUCGGAAAUAGAACGUUAUAAAAAGUUGAUUUCUGAUCUAGAAGAACAAUUGCGGAAGGUUGAUAAAGAACGGUAUGAUGUACUUCAGAAUCAAGGAUCCAGACGUGCGACUAUUACCAAUUUAGAGGAUCAGGUUGAAACUCUCAAAGCACAGUUGAAAUCCUGCAGUGAUGAAUUGAUUCAUCAUAAAACAAUUUACACACAGCUCAAAGUAUUGCAUGAACAAACAGAUCGUGCCUUGGCCGACUCGCAAAAUCAUCUUCUUCAAGCUGAACAGCAAUUAUCUAGUUACGAGCAAAAGCACAACGCGAAUGAUAAUAAAACUGCAACACUAAAUAAAGACAUUCAGCGUCUUAAAUCUGAUAUAGAUCAAUUGACAAAGAAUCUCGUUGAAGUUGAACGUGAAAAAGAUAAUUUACUUUUGCAACUUGAUGAGAAAACUGAAAAUAUCGUAGCUCUUCAGGAUGAAUUGCGUGCUAAAAAUCAUGAAGUCGAAGAACUACGACAUCAAUCUUCUGAUCUCAAACAGAAAAUUUCCACGAGCGUCGAUGAGAAAAAUACAAAGGAUUGCCAAUUAAAAUGUAAGAAUAAUGACAUUUCUCAAUUAAAACGCGAUCUGGAGGCGGCUCUAAAGAGUAAAGAGAAUUGCGUUCAGGAAAAUAAACGGAUUCAAGAAGAAUUGUCUUCUGCGUUGUUGAAUAAUCGCCAGAUGAAAUGCGAACUUGAAGUUGCAAAGCGACAAAUUACUGAUUUGAAGAUGCAGUUGCAACAUUAUUGCGCUGAGGUGAAACGAAUUGAGGAUAUGAUGGCCACCAAAGAGGUGGAAAGAAGUGAAAUGUUGGAUCAGUUUCGGAAUUUGUCGCAGGAGGCGAAUGUGUUGGAGAAUAACAAUCACAGUUUGGAAUCGGAAGCCACUCAGAGUAGAUUUCAAUUGUCAGUUGCUUUGGAUCACGCUGGUGAAUUGGAGCAAAUUAUUGCACAGCAGAAGAUUGUUAUACAAAACUACGAAAAACAGAUUGCUGAUUUAACUGCACAAAUUGCUACGUUGGAGAUGCAAUUGAAGCACAGUCAACUUCAACAAGACAGAACUUCAAUGGAAAUUAGUUCUUUGCGUGAGUUAUGCGCGAAACUUGAUAAACAGAAGGAUAAAUUGAGUCAAGAAGUACAAGAAAAAGAAUUUAUGACGUCUAAGACAAGAGAUGAACUUGAUACUUUGCGACGUAGUGCCGAAAUUGCUAAUAUAACUGCAGAAAAAGAACAAAACACAACUCGAACAAUGGAGACGAUUCUCAGCGAUACCAGACAACAAUUAGUUGAGCAGCGACUUGUAAAUCAAGAGCUGCAACAGCAAGUUAUCAAUUUUAAGGGGCAGAUUGCUGAAAUGGAGCAGAAUUUAUUUAAAGUGAAGAUGUUGGCAAGAGAUUUGUGCUCCUUCUUUGACAACUCUGAAAACCUGCAACUGUUGCAUCCUGAAAUGCGAGCCACCUUCCAGAAUCUCUACAAUGGCAAUUUCUGUGUUAAUCAUACAGCACACAAUCCGGACCACCGAAUGUUAAGUGACGACACAAUUCCUUCAGGAAUGUCUGAUCUCUCUGAUUUGGUUGUGGAUGUAACACAUAAUAGUAACAAGUCUGCGACGCUGGCAGUUUGUGGGUCUGGUCAGAAAUGUAAGAAGCAAUCGACUUCUAGUUCAUCGGAUAUCAAUGUGGAGGAGUUUCGACAGCAGAUUAAUAAUUACGGUAGAACAAAUCCCGUCGCAAUCGACAAAGUUAAGUACACCAAAGUUAAAGUUACGUCGUACACUCAAACCCAGAAGGGAGAUUAUAAGAAGGGCCAUUGAUGUUCCGUGGUAACGCUUUUAUUUAUUAAAGAGUAAUGGUAGGUAAUGGUUUUAUAUUAGAAACGCUUUAAAUUAUUUUUAUAUUGAUAUUGGUGUGAAUAAUUUUAUAAAUGAUGUGUUCAAUUUUGAUAAAUAUAUAGUUCUGUAAGUUUUA